CAACUCUCUGGCUGCACCGCUAAAUGCCAACCUCAGGCCGCUGUCGCUCAACAAACAAAAACAUACAAGCACCUAAAAAGAGAGCUGGUGAAAUUGAAGUAAGCCAAACCAUAUCUGUUCCCUCUCUGUUUUGGUUCUGACCAAGCGGGUAUUGCUCUACAAAUGGAUAAUGGAGACUGGGGCCAUAGGAUGACUACUCCUGUUACUUUGAACGUGGGAGGCCACAUGUACACCACCAGUUUAUCCACCUUGCAGCGUUAUCCAGACUCCAUGCUGGGCGCCAUGUUCCGGGGAGAUUUCCCCACAACUCGAGAUUCCCAAGGGAAUUAUUUCAUCGAUCGCGACGGCACACUUUUCAGGUACAUCCUGAACUUCCUGCGGACGUCUGAGCUUACCCUCCCAGUGGACUUCACAGAGACAGAUCUCCUGAGGAAAGAGGCGGACUUCUACCAGAUCGAACCUUUGAUCCAGUGCCUUAGCGAUCCCAAGCCGCUGUACCCUCCCGACAUCUUUGAGCAGGUGGUGGAGCUCUCUAGCACUCGGAAACUGUCAAAAUAUUCCAACCCGGUCGCUGUUAUCAUCACGCAGCUGACCAUAACCACAAAGGUUCACGCCCUUCUGGAAGGCAUUUCCAACAACUUCACCAAGUGGAACAAACACAUGAUGGACACCAGAGACUGCCAGGUGUCCUUCACCUUCGGACCAUGUGACUAUCAUCAAGAGGUGUCCCUACGCGUUCACCUCAUGGACUACAUCAUGAAACAAGGCUUCACCAUCCGGAACACGCGUGUGCAUCACAUGAGUGAGCGUGCAAACGAGAACACGGUGGAGCAUCACUGGACUUUCUGUAGACCAGCUCACAAAGUUGAAGACUGAGUUCGCAGCACAGUUGUUGUGGAUGACUGUUUGAUAUGUCAUAAUAUUACACAAUCAAAAAAAGAACAAAAUUGACCCCUGUUUCAGAAAUGUGUCACUGAUAAUGAUUUCUUUGGAGGCUGAGUGACCAAACAGAUAACAUAAAAAGAAUGAGUGAUUCAUCUGUUGGAGUGCAAGAGUGUUAUCUUAGUAAAACACUUUGUCGUCAGUGCUACAACUGCAUAUUAAACAUUUCUAUAAAAAUGGAUACUUCAUUGACGGUAAGGUGUACAAAACAAAAAAAACCCAUUUCUUAUGAAGCAGAAAGACCCAAUAUCAAUAACUUUAUUUAUUUAGGAACACAAUAUUUUACCCCAUUGCAAAAGAUAUGCUAAAACUGUGGGCAUGUUCACUUUUAUAGGAAUAAUUUUUAUUUAAUGUGGUUCCAGUACCUGCCACCUGUUACAACUGAAGUCCGCAAUAAAGUGAUUGUAAACUGGUAGCCAUGAUUUGAGACUCUAUGCGUACAUACGGUAUCAAAUCUAUAUCUUAAUAAAUGAAGAUCAUAAUUUGGUGGUAAAAGUCAAAAAGAAGAGGUUGUAAAAAGUCUGUACCACAUACACAACCUCUUGGUCACAAGUUAAGCCAGUUUUGGACUCAAGACACUAAACAAAGAACUUUUUUUUGGAUCUGAAGGUGUCAGGAGUGAAUCUUUUUCCAUAAUAAUAAUAAUAAAUUAUGAUUAUCUUUAGCCCAAUUUCUUUCUGGUGAGUUUAAAGUAGCUAGAUCUUAAAAUUAGUCUCUUGGCUCUCUAUUAUCUCUUUGUACGGUACUAUUUCUGGAGAGCCUAGUAGUCGUUGCAUGUAUGUGUCUGAGUGUCUUGUGUAUGUAUAUGUAUUUGCUGCGCGCGCUUUGCAGUAUUAUGUCAUACUGUUACACUUUAGAGCUCAUAUCAACAGUGAUGUGUUCAGUCAUUCCAGCCCAAUAAACCCAUUUGUCAGUCUCA
Messenger RNA from Thunnus maccoyii (southern bluefin tuna), 1861 nucleotides. It is a transcript of the gene kctd6b, whose product is annotated as potassium channel tetramerization domain containing 6b. The coding region runs from base 163 to 876 and encodes 237 amino acids. The transcript has 3 exons. NCBI's taxonomy places the organism in Eukaryota, Metazoa, Chordata, Actinopteri, Scombriformes, Scombridae. Gene Ontology annotation, biological process: protein homooligomerization. Gene Ontology annotation, molecular function: protein binding. The record is from RefSeq and is a predicted model, not a curated record.